AUGGCAUCCACCUCGACCACCGCCCCCACCGCUGCGGCCCAGGUUCCUCCCACCGCUUCCCCCGAGCCCCCGUACCACCACCCAGACUUUCUCACCGCAGAGAACGCCGUUGUCCUCCAGUCCGCCGACAAUACGCUCUUCCGCUUCGACCGUGAGGUCCUGCGCACAGCCUCGUCGUUCUUCCGCGACCUCGACGAGCUGGCCCUGGAGACUGACGGCAAGGAGAAGGUCAUUCCUUUCCCGACCACUCCAGCUUCCGCAAUCGCCUUCACCCUCAGCCUGCUCCGGGACCACUACAACCCGACGAGCCGCACCCCCCUCGCGUGGCCCGACGCCGACCUCCUCGACGCGGUGAUCGACUUCAUCCGGGCCCACAGAAUCCUCCCGGCAGCAGAUGCGUUUUUCACCAGGAGCAGCGGGGCGGUCCUCAACUACCAGUGCCUCCAGCGAAUCAUCCUGGGUGCUGUCGGCGGGCUCCCGACGGAGCGGAUCCAGGAAGUCUGCAACAAGACUGUCCUGUACGAGGUGGCUCGCAACCGCGGCGCUCGCGCCCAGCGACACCUCUCCCAGUACCCUGCUGUGGAGAACCUCCUUCUCCACACCCACCUGGACUGGAAGAAGCGGGUGCAGGACUGGAAGCGCGAGACGUACGACGAACUCGCGACCAACUUCUUCCUGGGUCCGUACAGGAGCGACGUCCUCGCGGACUUCAACGUGAAGAUCGGUCGCCGGCUCGAGAAGCUCGUCCAAGCGCGGCCGCAGGAGGUGGUCAACACCGUGCUCGACGUCGUCCCAUUCCAGUUCCAGCAGGUCCGCGACUUUCUUACAGCUCGCAUCUUCCGGUUCCGAGACUUUGUUGCCAGCACGUACGGGAUCCUUCCACCUCUGCACGACGACCCCGAGUUCUCAAGGUUGACCCACCUGUAG
Molecule: messenger RNA, 927 nt
Organism: Vanrija pseudolonga
Lineage: Eukaryota; Fungi; Basidiomycota; Tremellomycetes; Trichosporonales; Trichosporonaceae
Exons: 3
Coding region: 1-927 (308 amino acids)
Source: RefSeq, a predicted model, not a curated record